Messenger RNA from Oncorhynchus tshawytscha (Chinook salmon), 4571 nucleotides. Its product is annotated as transmembrane protein 132D. NCBI's taxonomy places the organism in Eukaryota, Metazoa, Chordata, Actinopteri, Salmoniformes, Salmonidae. Bases 447 to 3926 code for a protein of 1159 amino acids. The record is from RefSeq and is a predicted model, not a curated record. The transcript has 9 exons.
GCGCACAAGGCAGUCGGUGAUCUGUGAACACACAUGGAACAUUUCAGCGCAGUCAGUCCCAACGAUGGUCAAAGUUGGGUAAAUGUCUGAGAGCUGAUGCAAGGACUUCAAAAUGAAUCAGAUGGAGUUGCUGUAUCAAAUAAUCAUAUUCGGUAUGGCGGUAUAAGGAAUAAAAGAAAAAAGAAAAGCACAUCGAAACUUGGCUGAUCGCUAUCUGAUUAACGGGACGGGACGUCUCCAAGUUCGUUAAGCAAAACCUUUCCACCAUCGAGACAGUUUAUGAUAGCUCAAUGUAUAGUUUAUGUGACGCACGGAGUGCACAAGACAAGGCUGUAUUCGUACAGGUGCGAUUUUGUAGCCUACACUAGUCAAGCUACUCUUCUUGGGUUGUUGAAACUCACGAAACUCCGAGACUGGAAGUUACAUGGAAUAAAGUGACAGCCAAAAUGAGCAUUUACUCUCAUAUCUGGAGGUUUUUACAGAUAUUCCUAGCGACGAUUGUCACAGUUGUCACCCAAGAGUUGGACAGUCAGGAGAUGUCAGACAACACCAAGAGCUCUCUGCCAUUCCCUGUGUUCCUUCCAGUCAACUACCAGGUGCGAGAUGCAGACUGCUUCUUCCUGAAGGAGACCGGUCAGGACAUCAUGAGAAACUCCAGCCUGCAGACACAGACACAGCCAUUUGUCAUCUUGAGAGCCAGCCGGCCGCCUAUUGUCAACGCCAGCUAUGGGCCCCUGUCCAAAGAGCAGCCUGUCCCUCUAGACCUGAUCCAGUCUGUGCAGCUGUUCCGGGCCCCGGGGGUAUUCACCUAUAACUGGAAGGUCCAGUUCUUUGUGCUGACCCCCCGGGUCUACUCCUCCAUGCCCAAGGUGCAGGUGUUGUUCUAUGUGGCUGGGAGGGACUGGGACAGGGGAGCAGAGGGGUUAAAUGAUGAGUUGCCCUGUGUGAUGUUGUUUGCCUUCUGGCAGACCCAGGAGGUAAGGGGCUCCUGUGCCCUUGGAGGUCAGAGGGGCACCUGCAUGGCUGAGCUGGAGCCUGUAGCCAGCUGGUUUAGUCCCGCAGCAGAGAGCUCUAGCCGGGAGAGGCUGUACCUAACAGAGGGCAACACAGUAGAGCUGUACUACCAGGCCCGGCCCAGUGCCUAUGGGAAGUGCAGGGAGUGGGAUGGGGGCCGCUGGGGUAGCCCAGAGCAGCAGCAGCAGGCUGAGUACGUCCCUGUUACUCCAAUGCAGAGAAUCGGCAGUGUACGCCUCCUUCAGGUGCCCAAGGGAGCUGCAUCUGUGUCUCAACUCAAGCUGGGAAAGGCCGUUGUCAUUCAGACCUCCUCCAAACCCCUGAAGAAAGAUAUCGCCACUUUCAACAUCCUCACGGCCAGCUCCUCCUCCCUGGAGAACUUCACUCUGCGAGCGAUUGUAAAGAAGGGAGUGUCGUUUCGCACAGCAACACCUAGUAACUCGUUGCUGUGGGAUAUCACUCUGGACGCUGGAGCAGAUGGCACCAUCGCUGUUGUUUGUCAGAGGAAAUCUGCCAUACCGGGAAAAAGGCUGGACAGCAGUCUACUGGAGGUCCUACAGAUGGACUUUCAGGUGGAGGAGCAGAGCAGCCAAUCAGACAGCCAGGUCAUCACAUGGCGCCUGGAGUUGCUCGCAGACACCAGGGAUGGGGGGAAGGAGGGUUCCAUGGAGAUCUACACCACCCAGAGAGACUUUGUGGGCCUGGCCACACUCGUCAUGGACACAGAGAUCCUGAACACGGCGGUGCUGACUGGGAAGAAGGUGGUGUUGCCUGUCAGGACUGUGGCUGUGGAGGAGGACGGGUCAGUCACUGACGUCUCAGACUUCACCAACUGCAGCUCCACUGAUGAGGACAUCCUGAAGGUGUCAGACAGGUGUGACUACGUGUUUGUGAAUGGGAAGGAGAUGAAGGGCAAGGUGAGGAUGAUGGUGAACUUCACCUACAGCUACCUGAGUGCCCAGCUGGAGAUGAAUGUGUGGAUCCCACAGCUGCCCCUCCAGAUUGAGGUGUCUGACACAGAGCUCAGCCAAAUCAAGGGAUGGAGGGUGCCCAUCAUGACCAGCAAGAGGCUCAGCUGGAACAGUGAUGAGGAGGAGGAUAAGAAGGGUAAAGGCUGCAUGUUGCAGUUCCAGCAUGCCCUUGUGCGUGUGAUCACACACUUCAUAGCCGAGCAGUCGGACCCCCGGGAGCCCCAGGUCUACUUUCUGGGCUCAGACUGGCAGGUGGACGUCACCAGGCUUGUGCGCCAUUUCCUCAAGGUGGAGGACCCUCGCAUCGCCAGACUGCAGGCAGGCAGGGUGCUGUCAGGACAAGACAUGGGGACCACCUCCAUCCAGGUGUUCUCCCCCCUCUCAGACUCCAUCUUGGCAGAGAAGACCGUGACGGUAGUGAAUGACAAAGUGACCAUCACAGAGCUGGGGGUGCAACUGGUCACCGGCCUGGCUCUGUCCCUGCAGCUCAGCCCAGGAAGCAACAGGGCCAUCCUCGCCACGGCAACCAUACAGGAAGUGUUGCAGAGCCCCAAACAGAAGGCUGUGGUUAGUUCCUGGGUCCAGUUCAGCGAUGGCUCCCUGACCCCUCUGGACAUUUAUGACCCGGCCUACUACCGCGUGACACUGACCUCUCUGGACCAGGGCGUGGUGUCGGUGCAGGGCUCCCCGCCUGCAGUGGUGGCAGAGGGCGAGGGACAGGGUGUGUUGGUCAGGGUGGAGAUGGCCAUCUGUGAGGCUUGCCAGAAGUCCAAACGGAAGAGCUCGCUGGCCGUGGGCAGCGGCAGCCUCAAGGUCAAGUUCCAGGUCAACAGCCGGCGCUUUUCCAGCAAUAGUAGCAGCAACAGUAGCAGCAGUAGUGGAGGUGGGGUUGGCAGUGGCAGUAGUAAGGACAGCAGCAGUGACUAUGGGAAUGAUGGGGAGGAGGUGGACACUGAGAGGAAGCAACAGCAGCCACAGCAGCCCCUGCCCAGCAGCUCAACCUCAGAGCGGGAGGAGAGCGCCAUGCGCAAGGUCACCACAACAACCAAAUCCAGUGAGCCAGACGUCGCUCCGGGGAGCAUGUCCAGCGGUGGCAGCAGCUACGGUGGAAUGGGGAGGGCGAGGGAAUCAGGAAGUUUCUUAAAUGCUGCAACCAUCAACAGUCCUGCCAGCCCCAUCAAUGACAGUGAUGUUAGCAGCCCUAGUGACUAUGGCACAGCUGAGGGGACAGACAAUGGGCUAAUUGGAGGUAUAGGUAGUGUUGCAGUCAGUAGCACUAUGAAGACACUUGGUAACCUGAUCAACUACAAUAACUUCCCCUCUCAGGUGGAGGUGCCUGACCAGGAGCGAGUCGAGGUGGACAUGGGCAAUGAGGACAUGCUGUCUAACCGGCCUCUCUCAGACUUGGAGAUCGGCAUGUACGCUCUGCUGGGGGUCUUCUGCCUGGCCAUCCUGGUCUUCUUGGUGAACUGCAUCUCUUACGUAGUAAAGUUCAGGCACAAACAUCCCUCCUCUCAUGGCCAGGAGCCCACAGGGCACAGGCACGACUGGGUGUGGCUGGGCACUGAUGCAGAGCUGGUGAUGAAUGUGCCUGGCACUCCCCUCCAGCAAGACGACCACAGCACCACAACAGUCAUAGACAUUGGGCCUGAUAAGACUGCCUCUCUGCCCAGGCAGCCCAGCUGCCUAGCCUCCUCUAGACCCUCCUCUCCUUUGGUCUGUGGGGGCUCCCUCGGGGCCAAGCCCAUGAACCGCACUGAGUCCCUCCACUCCCCCACAAGCAAGAGGAAGAGGGUCCAGUUCACCACCUUUGCCUCUCUGGACCGUGAGCACUCCCCACACCUCCCCAGAGAGAACGGUCAUGGCAUCCACUGGGUGGGGAAGGAGGAGAACUAUGUUGAACCCCAAGUGCCCAUCACAGAACCUGUGGACCAUUUAUAAUACAUAAAGGGACCGUUUCACCCCAACUGUGGGUGUGUAUGUGGCUUUGAUUUCCUCAAUGCCUUUAUUUAUGGAUAAAAGCAGACAUAACAUAAGGAGCAUCACCGCAAGUGGUUAUACUUAUUCAUUAUUUGUGGUUAGUUUUAAAUAUCUGUCAAGGCGUCUUACAUGUAAAUAUCUUAAAUGCUUUGUGAGAGACAUUUUUUGUAUUAGAUAUUAGAGAAAACACUGUGAAUACGUGUUGGAUGCUUCUCAUCAACCGACUAAUGGCACUUUGUGUGGUGGACAGGAUAAAACGUUUGACUCAGGCCAGUUGAAAUAUCAUUUUUUUAAACAAAAAAACAGAGGGUCUUGUUGCAUGUGAAAAAUGUCAUUAUCUUACCUUUUACACUCACAUGGUGGUACGCCCUAAAGCAGGGAUCUUCAACUAGAUUCAGCCACCGGCCAAUUCUUUUCUUGGUAGAAUGCAAAUUGACUUCAAGAAGCCGAAACAGAUAUAUUUGACUAUAGCAUAAUCAUUUCAAACCUUGCUUACAUUUGUACACAAUCACAUAAACUACAUGACCACUCGUCGAACAUCUCAUUCUAAAGUCAUGGGAAUUAAUAUGGAGUUGGUCCCCCUUUGCUGCUAUAACAACCUCCACU